AUGGCACAAGAAAGAACAUUAAACCGUGAAGAACCACAUUAUUUUGGUGCUGGCCCAGCCUUAUUACCAACUUCAGUCCUACAAGAAGCUGCAUAUGAUUUGAUCACGUAUGGCGACGAGAAUAUUGGUGUCGGUGAAAUUUCUCACCGUUCUAAACCAGCAAUUGGUAUAAUUGAUAGUACUAAAGAAAAACUAAGCGAAUUAAUGAAUAUUCCAGACACCCACGAAGUAUUUUUCAUGCAAGGAGGUGGUACGACUGGAUUUUCGUCUAUUGUGUAUAAUUUAAUGGCUAAUUACACUAAAAGAACAGGUAAGAAAGGAAAAGCAGCCUAUGCUAUUACAGGAUCAUGGUCUGCCAAAGCUGCAGAAGAGUCUAAGAGGUUAGGUUUCGAAACCGACAUUGUGGUUAAUACCAAAAAUAGGAAGUAUGGCGAUAUACCUCCAUAUUCUGAAUGGAAGUCAAUUGACAAGGAAUCAACAGCUUACUUAUACGUUUGUGACAAUGAAACUGUCAAUGGUAAUGAGUUUCAAGAUACUCCGGGACCUAAUUAUUUACCAGAAGGUGUUGAAUUAGUUUCAGACAUGUCUUCUAAUAUUUUAUCCAAGGAAAUUGAUGUUAGUAAAUACGGUUUAAUUAUGGCUGGUGCACAAAAGAAUAUCGGUCUUGCUGGUUUGACUAUUUAUAUUAUAAAAAAGUCAUUGUUGGAGCAAGCUUCUGACGAAGAAUUGAAUUCAAAAAACAUUCCAUUGACCCCAAUUGCGUUCCAUUAUCCAACCGUAGUCAAGAACAAUUCGGCUUACAAUACGAUUCCAAUUUUCACCUGUCAUAUGAUAAACUUAGUUCUUAAGAAAUUACAGGACGCUGGAGGUGUCUCUGCUAUGGAAAAGACCAAUGAACAAAAGGCAAAAACAUUAUACGGAGCAUUAGAAAACUAUCCAAAUUUCUAUAAGAUGCCAGUGACAAACCGUAGUGUUCGCUCGAGAAUGAAUGUUGUUUUCAAUUUACCAAAUGCUGAUUUGGAAGCUAAAUUCGUAUCUGAGGCUGCUGAAAGAAAAUUGACUGGUUUGAAGGGUCAUAGAUCUGUCGGUGGUAUCAGAGCUUCAAUUUAUAAUGCAGUUAGCCUCGAAAGCGUUGAACUCUUAGUCAAGUUUGUCAAUGACUUUGCUGAAGCCAAUAAAUAG
Molecule: messenger RNA, 1182 nt
Organism: Debaryomyces hansenii CBS767
Lineage: Eukaryota; Fungi; Ascomycota; Pichiomycetes; Serinales; Debaryomycetaceae
Gene: SER1
Product: O-phospho-L-serine:2-oxoglutarate transaminase
Exons: 1
Coding region: 1-1182 (393 amino acids)
Biological process (GO): L-serine biosynthetic process
Cellular component (GO): cytoplasm
Molecular function (GO): pyridoxal phosphate binding; O-phospho-L-serine:2-oxoglutarate transaminase activity
Source: RefSeq, a predicted model, not a curated record